CGUCGCUGCCGUUGUCGUCUACCAAGCUCAAGUUCCAACCAUGUCUACCGCGCACAGACCCACAUGGGAUCCCGCUCAAGCCAAAGAUGUCAAAGGCGGCUCACGGCAAUACUCAGUCCGUGACAUGGCUGCCCACACGAAACUCAAGUUUCGUCAGCCAGGGCAAACUUCGGUAGGAGAGGUCUCGCGGAGAGAUUUAAGAGCGGAGCUACUCGCCGCGGAGGAGGACGCGCGAAAUAGGAAGCGGAAAGCGGAAGGAAAGCCACCUUUACCUGCUGUCGCCGACGGCACUGCCAACGGAGGAGGCGAAGACGAAGAAGCGAGCAAGAGACGGAAAAUGCUACAAGAGGCUCUAGAACUGGACAAGGACGAGGAUGAUGAUGAUGAGGACGACAAAUCUGAGGAUGAGACUUCUCAGAAGGCGAACAAUGAUGCCAUGGACGAGAGCGAGGAAGAAGAAUCCGAGGAAGAGGACGAUACAGACGAACUCCUGCGCGAACUAGAAAAGAUCAAACGGGAACGUGCAGAAGAAAAGGCCCGGCAAGAAAGGGCGGACUCCGCCGCAAAAGCAGCAGCCCGCAAAGUAGAAAUAGCCACCUCAAACCCACUUCUGAACCUCGCGGCAGCACUGGGACAGGCUCCCGGUGUCAAUACUACCGUUCCAGGAACUUUCUCUGUGAAACGACGGUGGGAUGAUGACCUCAUUUUCAAGAACCAGGCAAUGAACCAGAAGAGGGAUUCAUCUGGUCAAUUCGUGAACGACCUGCUCCGUACCGAAUUCCACAAAAAGUUCAUGGCAAAAUUUAUCAAGGUGAGCCUUUCGAAAGACCUACGGGGUUUGCCCUAGAAUCUUGAUGGUCGUCUUUUUUUAUAGUGAUCAUGGCCCAACGCAUCG
Messenger RNA from Pisolithus orientalis, 895 nucleotides. Its product is annotated as Cwf15 Cwc15 cell cycle control protein. Gene Ontology annotation, biological process: mRNA cis splicing, via spliceosome. Gene Ontology annotation, molecular function: RNA binding. NCBI's taxonomy places the organism in Eukaryota, Fungi, Basidiomycota, Agaricomycetes, Boletales, Pisolithaceae. The transcript is spliced from 5 exons. The record is from RefSeq and is a predicted model, not a curated record. Gene Ontology annotation, cellular component: catalytic step 2 spliceosome. Bases 41 to 847 code for a protein of 268 amino acids.